Molecule: messenger RNA, 1050 nt
Organism: Lolium rigidum
Lineage: Eukaryota; Viridiplantae; Streptophyta; Magnoliopsida; Poales; Poaceae
Product: nuclear transcription factor Y subunit B-like
Exons: 2
Coding region: 1-420 (139 amino acids)
Biological process (GO): regulation of transcription by RNA polymerase II
Cellular component (GO): CCAAT-binding factor complex
Molecular function (GO): DNA-binding transcription activator activity, RNA polymerase II-specific; RNA polymerase II cis-regulatory region sequence-specific DNA binding; protein heterodimerization activity
Source: RefSeq, a predicted model, not a curated record
AUGGCCGACGCGCCGGCGAGCCCCGCGACCGCCAGUGAGAGCCAAGUUGGCGGCAGCCCCACGGCUGAUGGCGUCAAGGAGCGGGAUGGGUUUCUGCCCGUUGCUGACAUCAGCCGCAUCAUGAGGAAGGCCAUCCCGCCCAACGGGAAGAUCGACAAGGGCGCCAUUGAGGCGGUGCAGGAGUUUGUCUCUGAGUUCGUCUCCUUCAUAACCAGCGAGGUGAGCGACAAAUGCAGAAGGGAGAAGCGGAAGACCAUGACCGGCGACGACCUGCUGUGGGCGAUGGCAACAUUGGGGUUUGAGGAUUACAUGGAACCCCUCAUACUCUACCUGCACAAGUACAGGGAGGUGCGUGCGUGCUCAUUUGGAUGUUCUGGUAAACUGUCGAAACUGGUUCCUGUCUGGGUGACUUCAAUGUGACCCAGUCCCUUCCACUGGAUGGAAUUUUAGUUUUAAGUUCUCAUCAGCUCUAAGUGGUUGAGUUGGGUUAUCAUGUAUCUAGACACGUUCUAAUGUGGGUUGGUGAUUUAUCAUCAUUCGUCUGUUUAACUGUUCUAGCCAUAGUUGAACGAAAUGUGGGUCCGUGUUGCUGCAUCCCAUGACCUGGUUGAUCCCAAUCGAGAGUUGGGAUCAAUCAGGGGUUGAGCUGGGUUGGCAUGCAUGAUGACCAUGGUUUGGGAUCACCCAGGGGUCAAGCAUGAUACUUUUAUUGAAGUGUUUUCUUGAACCGGAGACAUAAGGAGUACAUUCCCUUGUCGUGGGAGGAGGAGGCUCAUACACGGUUAGAGGGGUACCUAACUCGCCAGUACAAACCAACACACUAAGGACACCCCUCAUCGGCAACGGCAGGAAAAAGGCCACUGUUAAAAAUAUUUGCCCGUAGCCGAAGAGGCUUUCCUGGAAUGAGCCUUGACUGGGCUAUUGACAUCAGCAACAUACAUUUGUCAAUGUCUUCCAGCAAUGUGGUGGAUCGCCACCCUCUAUGGUAAAGGACAUUUCUGUCUUGCCAUAAUUUGCAUCCCAAAAGCCCACCACUCUAGCCUAUAGAAC